Podospora pseudopauciseta is the source of this 2439-nucleotide messenger RNA. RefSeq lists its product as uncharacterized. The record is from RefSeq and is a predicted model, not a curated record. Bases 1 to 2439 code for a protein of 812 amino acids. The transcript has a single exon. NCBI's taxonomy places the organism in Eukaryota, Fungi, Ascomycota, Sordariomycetes, Sordariales, Podosporaceae.
AUGGCAAGCUCAGCAAGCGGCGCCGCCGUCCAUGUCUCGACGAGGGCGUCGACCACAAUAACAGCCUCCUCCCCGCCAAAAUCUACGAUACACGACGUGCUGGGGCCAACGGUGGCAGGGCCAAUAAUGCCAGCAACAGAACCGCUACCGCUGGCCCUCGCUGGAACCGGUCCGGCUGGCAAUAACCCGAUUGGUAUUAACGACAUGGGUCUCGAGGCACGAGCUCGGUGCAACCAAUGCGGACGACGGCGCACGACCUGCCACCACCCUCAACGCCCGCAGUCUCCGGCACCACCAGUUGCCCCAGCCGUCACGCUCCCGCCGCCCACCUCCCCGUCCUUCCAGCUGUCCUCCGUAAAUCCAAUUACCAACGGAAGUCUCAGCGCCGCCUACCUCCCCUUGUUUCCGCACCAGCAGCGCCCCCGCAGGCUCUCCAAGCUCAAGCACCGCAACCUUACGGCCACCUUUGCCGCCCCGCUAAUAAAAAGCGAUGGUCCUCCCCCGUUAACCGCUGCUGAUUUCCUCGCUGCUUCUGCCCGCAGCAGCAGCAGCAGCAGCAGGCCCGUCCCCGUCAGCAGCACCUCCAACGCCAUGGAGCCCCCCGUGCUGUCUUUUUACGGCAAGGAGCCCGUCCCGCUGCCCACCCGUUUCGCCCAGAUCAAGCGCAGCCUCGUCGAGGGCCAUGAGGCCGAGCUCGAGGCCUCGUGGGCCCGUCUGAUCGAGGCCCUGCGAGACGAGGUCGACGACAUUGCUCAGCGCGGCUCCCACCUCACGCCAAGCAUCGACUUUGCCGACAUGGACAAUGCCGAGAGCAGGGCUGCCUUCUCUCGCGAUCUCAAGCGCUACGGCCUGGGCCUGAUCCGCGGGGUCGUGCCCCGCACCGACGCACAGGUCACCAUCGACGAGACGGUCAAGUAUCUCGAGAAGCAGACCGACUUCAAGGAGCCCACGCCCCAGGAUCCGACAUGCUUUGACUUUUUCUGGACCCCUGCCCAGGUGCGCACCCGCGCCCAUCCCCGCGUCAUGGCUGCCCAGAAAUUCGCCAUGUCGCUGUGGGACAACAACGCCGACGACCGCAUGGUCACGCGCUUCCCCAUCGCCUAUGCCGAUCGUUUGCGCAUCCACGGCGCCAACAUCGGAGGGGUGGGUCCGGAUGCGCCGGCUGGCAAGAAGAAGAAGGCCGAAGACGAUAGUGUGGCAAACGACAGCAAAAGCCUGACCCCGGACGAGGAGGCGCAAAAGGCUGCGCUCGAACUGGAGCUGCUGGGUGAUUUUGCCUCGUCCACCGUGAUUGCGCAGGUCGACAAUGGCAGCUUGGAGCGCUGGGAGCCCGACGGAUAUGGGCGUGGAGGCACCUACCAGGCUGUGUUCAACGGCGAGUGGGAAAAGUAUGACCCAUGGGACCCAACCCACCGGGUCAGCGCCACGUCUGAUCUCUACAACGGUUACGGCGCAUGCAGCGUCUUCCGCAUGUACCAGGGUGUCGUCGCCCUGAGCACCAUCGAGCCUGGUCUUAUACGCCUGCUCCCUAGCCCCAAGCUGGCCACCGCCUACUUUCUGCUCCGUCCUUUCUUUUCCCCCAAGACCAAGGCUCCAGAACGCCGUGAUGGCCCCGAGUGGGAAGCCUUCCUGGACCCGUCCAACUGGGCGCUCGACAAGGAGCAAUCCACCAUCAUCCACGGUGCUGUUCCUGGCCACGCGCAACGGUUGACGGAGCUGUGGCAUCCUCACCUGCACCUUCGCAAGACUCUUGUCACCAUCCCGACCCUGCAGACGGGCGACUACAUUGUCUGGCAUCCCGACCUGGCCUAUCACAUCACCUCCAACCCCAACGUCAUGGCGAGCCGCGCACCAACGCCGCCGCCCAUGGGCGAUGAAGACAAGCCCCCUAGCCGCCCCGUCUCGAUCCUCGUCUACGUCCCGGCCGCGCCGCUCACACAAAACAACGCCCUCUACCUUGCACGCCAGCGCAAGACCUUUCAGCGAGGUCACCCCAGUCCCGACUUUGACUCCACCGGCAGCGGGCUCGGAAGCGAGGCGACACACAUUGGUCGUGUUGGUGAGACCGAGAUUGCCGAGAUUGGUGGGCCAGCGGGACUGCAAGCCAUGGGUCUUGCGCCCUUUGACGUUGCACCCACGCCGCCCGCCGACAUCAACGGUGGCAGCCCGGAUGCCGAUGUCGAGAUGGACGACUCUGUCGCCGCCGCAGCUGCCGGCAAAUCCAACUCUGUCACUAGGGCCGAGGCUGAAGUCGCCAGGUUGGCCAACAUCAUCCUGUUUCCCGACCGGUACGACUUCUACAUGGCCAAGAGGACAGGCAACACCAGGAAGCGGAGCAGGGAUGAAGCCGAGAGCGAGUCGUCGCCGGCUCCAACGUCAGAGGUCAAGCGAGAGGACAAGGGCAAGGGCAAAGAACAGGACACAGAUGCGGGUCGGUGA